Molecule: messenger RNA, 552 nt
Organism: Drosophila subobscura
Lineage: Eukaryota; Metazoa; Arthropoda; Insecta; Diptera; Drosophilidae
Exons: 2
Coding region: 16-411 (131 amino acids)
Source: RefSeq, a predicted model, not a curated record
AAAAAUAUUUCAAAGAUGAAUAAACUGGAAAUCUCUGAGAUGGACGAUUUGUCGUCGACGUCGACUCGCAGCAGUGACGACAUGGUGGAGGUGUACGAGAACGUGACUCGCAUCGUCUGGGUGGACCCUAAACAGCCAUCUGCAUCCGGGAAGAUGUUGGUCAACAUAUUUGUUGAAAAUUCUAAAAAAAUAACUCAAAAGAAACUUAAAGCUAAAGCUAAUUGGCAACGUCUGUGUCACGGGAUUUACCAUCGAAAACUGAACACCGGCGACGACCCGGCACUGAACACGAAAACUGGAAACGAGGCCCUGGCAUCAAAGGAUUCGAAAUGCUGUGGAGAUGCGGGAUCUUCAAAGAAUUCCAAGACGAUUGCUGCAAAUGUGGCACGCCAAACGCAUGAGGGAGUCUAAGUGUGUGUGCUGAGGGGGGAGCAUAGUUGCAUUGGCCAAAAAGUUCUUUUCUAAAUUGCUAAAAGAGCGUACUAAAUAUUUCGAACACUGUGCCAAACAGAAAUCUUUCGAUGCAAAUACAAACCAAUACUUAAUAUUAUA